This is a messenger RNA of Helobdella robusta, 327 nucleotides long. RefSeq lists its product as hypothetical. NCBI's taxonomy places the organism in Eukaryota, Metazoa, Annelida, Clitellata, Rhynchobdellida, Glossiphoniidae. The coding region runs from base 1 to 327 and encodes 108 amino acids. The record is from RefSeq and is a predicted model, not a curated record. The transcript is spliced from 2 exons.
AUGCAAAACGAUUGGAUUAAGUGCAUCAGACAGGAAAUAAAUGAUUUCAAAUGGCUUCCAUCAAAAAAUGCAAGAAUAUGCAGUGACCAUUUCUGUAAUAAAGAUUAUAAGGGUUAUGAUGGAGAAAGGAAGGUAAUGCUGAAGAAAGCAUUCCCAUGUUUUCAAAAAGGGCAUAAUGACAUUGUGAAUAGGACUGGGAUCAUCACCAUCAUACCAAUCACCAUUCCAAGUAGAGUCAAUUUUAUAUUAAUGCUUAACAAGUUGGACAAAUUGUACUUUGAUAGGAAAUUUCCAAAAGAAUUAAAAAUAGAUCAAAAACAUAGAUAA